AUGAAUUUAAACUUAAGCUUUGCCUACCUUAUUACAGUGAUGCAAACAUUAUUUAAUAGUUAAUUUGUGAUAUAAUUGGAUGAGUAAUACUAGUAUUAUUCAACUCCAUUAACUGUGAAUAUAAAUAAUUAUUAAAUGGAUGAUACUGGAAUUUAUGGAGUUUGGAGUCGAUAUAUCCCUCUAAGCACAAUCAAAUAAAUAGGAGUUUUUGGAAUAAUGGAUAGUAAAUGUUAUCAUUUGAAUUCUGCUAUGGAAAUAUAUACAAAAAGAAUCAAUUUUAUAUAUUUUGAUUGUCUGAAUGAGGAAAGCCUGAUAAUUACAAAACAUUUAUAAUUUAUAGAUGAUCAGAAAUAAUAACAUAAAUUUUCAGUAAAAAUAGAUCCUUCUAAAUAUGAAUAUUUUUGGUAUUAACUUAUCAUUUCAUUUGUUCCUUAAUAAAAUAGAUUUACAUAUUACAUAUUCUAAAGUAGCACUAUUGUUGAGAUUCAAUCUCUUAAAAUUAAAUUCCCUUAUUAUGAUGAAAAUCUUUUGCUUAUAUUUGGAGGUGGUUUAGAAAUAGAAGAAACUUAGCAAAUUUAAACUGAUUAUGAUUCUAAUUUUUCAUAUUAUCCAGGCUAAAUAAGUGUAUUAGAGUUCAACUAAAUAUCUUUGGCUGAAGAUUAAUAAUUUGAUUAUAUCGUAGGUUUAUCACCCUUAGAUCGAGAUUGUAUUUGUAUGGAAAGUUAAAAUCAAAUUAUUCCUGAUAUUGAUAUUAAUUGGCUGGAUCAAAAAUCUUUUACUUCAACUAAUAUAAAUUGUGAUUCAUUUGCUUUUUAAGCAUGGAUUAAAAUUACAGAGUACUAAUCAGACAAAGAAGAAUUUUUAUAUUAAUUAAUGAAGCUCUCAAGCAAUUUUGAGAGCUCAAAAUUAAAAGAUGAAAAUUUAGCUAAUUUUUAACUAUUCUAUUAAAUCUCUAAAUAAAAUAAUCAAAUUAUCAUUACAACAUACAAUUAUAGUUUUCCUUAUUUCAAUAUGGAUUUCAUAAAAAAUUCAUUUCUUAUUAAGAAAAGUUUUGAUAUACCAAAAAUGACAUUAUGGCAUUUUCUAUCUGUAAUUUUGUUAGAAAAUACAAUAAAAUUUAGUAUCACGAUAUAUGAUGGGAUGUUGAGAACUUAAUUGGAAUCAAUAUUUAAAGUCAAUCAGUUUCAUAUGGUUUAACUUAAAUUUGAAUAUGGAAAUAUUAUGAAACUUGAUUCUAAUUAUUUUAGAGUAAGCUUAAGAAAUAUGAAACUUUUAAAUUGUAUUUAUGAUGAGGAAUAUUAUCCAGAUUAAUCCUGUCAUUAUAGUUGUUUAGAAUGUGAAGGUCCAACUAGUAAUGAUUGUUUGUCUUGUUCCACUGAAUCUAAGCGCAUUUAUUUAGCAAAAUAUAAAAUUUGUCUAUGCCCUUAUUAUAUGAUUGAUAAUGAAGGUUGCUAAGACAAUUAAAAUUAUAAUUUACUAUUAUAAUAAUACGAGAAUUAAUAAUGUAAUUAUGGAUAUUUUAAUUAUAAUUAAAAUUGCUAAAGAUGGUAAUUUAUUUACAUCAUUUUUUAGUCCUUCUAUUAUAAAUGAUUAUGUUUUGACAUGCUUAGAAUGUUUAGAGCAACCUUAAAAUUGGUUAAAUGAUCCUUAUUGUGAAACCAAUUUGUAUUUAGAUAGAGAUGGCAGUCCAGCAAAGAUUUUUAAAGAUUCUAGCAAAACAUAUUAUGUUCUUUAUGAAAAUGAUUAUAAACCUUAAAAUUUUUUUAGCAAUGACUUACCAAUCAAAACAGAAGAAAUAUUUGCUGAUUAUUUGCUUACUUCUCAAUUUUUUGAAACUAAUUACAAACUUAUCAAUUUUACUAUCACACCAACGAACUCAUCAUGCCAUUUAUUUUAUUGUCUAUAAUGUGGCUAUGAAAUGACAAGAGUGAUUUGUUUAAAAUGCUAUUUAACAUCAUUUUUAAAGGAUGGAUAGUGUAUUAAAAGAUAUACUGGUUAAUAAAAAUUUAAUUAAUGCAUAGCUCCUUACUAUAAAACAUCUGAAAAUACUUGUAAAUUAUGCGAAAUAGAUAAUUGUAUUUAUUGUUUUGAAUAUCUAAGUAAUGAUUUAGCUAAAUGUACUCUAUAUCAAGGAUUUUAAACUUUCUCAAUAAAUGAAUAUCACAGAGUAGGAUGUGCUCUAUGUAAAAUUGAUUUUAUCUUUGAUUUUGAAAAAGGCAAAUGUAUUUAUGAAUUACCAAAAAUAAAAAAUUGCUUAAGAGCUUAUAAUGAUUUAACAGGGAGUUAAAUUUGCACUUUAUCAUUAAUUGAUGAUUUUUCUAUUUCCCCAGAAAUUUAAAAUUGCAAUAAAUACAUCUCUCAUUGCAAAUAAUGCGUUUAAACACCUUAAGAUACACUUAAAUGUAUUAUUUGUGAGGAUGGAUAUUCGAGCUCUUUUACAACAGGUCAAUGUAGUAUUUGUUCAGUUGAAAAUGUUAAAUUUUGUAUUGAUGGUGAUUUGAAAGAAUAAGAUUCUUGGAUUCAGUUGAUUUAGAGUUUCUUAAUGUAAUUUUUACCAGAUAAAUAUUUUUAUUCUAAAUCGCCUUCAUUAAGAAUUAUUGUUCCUUUACCAGUUAAGUGUAUAGAUGGAUAUGAAGUUAAUUAAAGUUUAUGCAAGAAAAGUUGCGCUAACAAUUGUGAAAUGUGUCAGAAAGAGAUCAUCCCUUAAAAUGGUUUUACUUGUUCAAAGUGCAAAAUUAAUAAAUAUAUGGAAGAAAAUCUUAGGUCAUUAGAUUAAGAAAAAUGUUUAGAAUGUCCAUAAUUAUGUUAAGUUUGUGAGAAAAGAACAAUUCAAGAAAUUUAAGUACUGUUUUUUAUUAUUUUUUAGAGAAUAAAUCCACUUUUUGUUAUAGAUGAAAAUUCUUAUAUAUUUACGCUGAAAUGUAUUAAAUCUUUUCCUUAUCCUAAUGUAGUUAUUGAUCAGAUUUCUUAAACAGCAAAAUACUGUUUUGAGUAAAAUUGUAAUAAUUAUUUGAAAUAUGAGGUAUUUUUUUUGUUUUACUAAGAUUGAAAAUGAUUGCGAUUAUAUAUUAAGUUUUUUUAAUACUACAAAACAUGAAUAAUUUCAAAAUAAGUUAGAUUUUCAGUAUCUAAAUUAGAUAGGGUUAUCAAUUUUUUAACUAAUUUUACCUUAUAACUAAAAUUGUACAUAUGUAGGAGGAUAUUUUAGUACAAGAAUCCUCUAUAACCUAAUUAAAAUGAAAGUAUUCUCUCUUAAACUAGUAGAACUAACACUUAAAGGAAAUAAUAAUCCUACAAGCUAUUUUAGCAAUAUUGCCACAUCUGAUUUUGAUUCCAUCUCAAUUGUUGAGGUUUCAUUUUAUGUGAAUCAAUUCUUUUCAUUGCGUUUUUUAAAUUAGAAUAAAUCUGUCAAUUUUAGCCUUUAAAAUUCAUCAAUUAUAACCUCAGAGGAUUCAAAAGCUGAAAUUUCAAUAAAGUCUGAUCUAUAUGACUCAUUUAAAAUAUAAAAUUUAACAUUUUAGAAUUUGAAUGUAUAAAAUUCAUUUAUCUUUGAAAUUAAUUCAAGAGAUUUUACUUUGAUUGAUACUAUAAUAAUUCAAAAUUGUGUAUUUGAUAAUACAACAUUGUUUUAUUUGCUUGAUACUUUCAAAAAAGUUAUAUAGAAUUUGAAGAUUAUUGGAUGUAAAUUUUAUAAUUCAACUAUUUUUAAUUUUACUUAAAAUUCUAAUUUUUAUCUACAAACUUAAAUUAAAGGUAUAUAUAUUCAUAAUUCAUAAUUUUAUAAUUCAUAGAUUUUAACUAGUAAUAUUUAUGUUGAUUUUCAGAUCACAUAAUCAACAAUAAAAAAUAGUUAGUUUAACACUUCUAAAUUUUUAAUAUUCAGUAAUAAUUUGAAUAUGGUUGAUCUUGUUAUUGAUUAAAAUGAUUUUUUCAAUUCAUUAUUCAUAGUCUAAAUUUCAUCUGUUUAAAACAUGAGCUAAAUUUAUUUUUCUGAUAUAAAGAUUUUACUAAAUUCUUUUUCUAAUUCUAAAGUUUUAUCUUUCGAAUAACAAUAACCCUUUUAUCUAUUAACUAUUUUGAUGAGUAAUUUCUAACUAUUUGAGAAUUUUCAAAAUCAGCUUAUCACUUCUAAAUCAUAUAUUUUCUCAAUUAACAGUUAUAAACUAAUUAUAAAUAAUAUAACAAUUAAUUGCUCUAAAAAUAUUAAUUAUUUUACUUUAUUCAAUACUUAUUAAAUUGAAAUAGAAAAUUUAUAUUAUUAUAGUGCAUUUGAGAAACAGAAAAUCAAAUUAUCUCUAAAAUGCUUAGAGGAAGUUCAUUUUAACUCUCAUUUAUUAAAUAUUUAAGGAUUUACUCGUUUAUCAAUUCAUAAUUUCACCGUAUAAAAUUAAUUUAACAGAGAUUAGCCAAUAAUUUCAAUUUAUUCAAAUAUUUUUAAUUUAAUUGAAGAAUAAGAAAUAAUUUAAAUUAAUAAUUUAUAAUUUAUUGGGAAUUCACUAUAAAAAAUAAAGAUUGGAUAACUUUUAUCAUUAAUUAUAAUUUUUUCUGAGAAAAAUUAAAAUAUCUCAAUAAAAAACAUUAAGUUUUAAGAAAAUGUAUUACACUAAUAUAUGGAUGACUCUUCUUAAAAUAUUGCAAGUCUAUUUUUUAUACAUUCCUAAUAAAGUUAUUUAUAUAUUUAAAAUUUAUUUUCUAAAAACAACAUUUUAACAAACUCUUCCAAUACAUUUAUUAAUUUAUUUUUGAAUGAAAUUUUCAUAUCAGAUUUAGUUGUCGAAAAUCAUAAUUUAAUUUAGUAAGAUAUAUGGAAUAAGGUUUUUCAAAUUUAAUUAGAAUAAAAUGUAAAUUAAGAUUAACUCAACCAAAUCAUAAACAAACUCUUGAUAAUUUAAAAUAUUGGAGGAGCAUUAUAAAUUAUUGCACAAUAAUGUCAGAUAAUCAACAGUUCUUUUAAAAACUUACUUGCUUACAAAAGUUUGGUAAUUAAUUUAAAAACAUAAGGGAAAGGAAUUGUGAAUCUGAAAAACUUAAAAAUGAUGCAUAUAUACAAUAUUAAUUUAAAUAGCACUGAAAAUGAUGGAAGUAUAACAAUCUUUUCCUAGUAUAGUCUUUUAAAUUUUCAAUUUGUUGAUAUUAUUUUUUUUGAUGUGCUCAAUAAUUUGGGUUCAUCAAUUCUAGCUCUAACACCAUCGUCAAAAUAAAAUAAAAUUUUAAUAAAAAACAUAAACAUAGAAAACUGUUUUUCUCUUUUAAAUUUAUUCUUGAAAGCACAUUUUUCAACUAACUUUUAUGAAGAAAAUUAAAUAUUAAUCAUAAAUUAAAAAAUAAAACAAAGUAAAACUUCAUUUAUUGGAUACCUUAAAAAAUUAGGCACAUUAAAUCAUUUUUUAACCUAAAAUAUACUAUAAGAUAAUUCAAUAAUAAAUUUAUAAGGAUGCAGUUUAUCAAUUGACAAAUUUGUGAUUGAAGGUGUUAUUUUAUCUUCAAUUUUAAAAAUAGAAGAUUCUCAACAAUUAAAGAUGAACAAUUUUUAUAUUUAUAAAGUCGAAUUACUCUUUCAAGUUAAUUUAUUUCAAAUUGUUUAAAAGUCUAUAAAAACAAUUUUUUCUUUGUUAAAUAUUGUUUUUUAAAGUAUUACAAGUUUCAAUCUAAUAAAUAUUGAUUUAAAAUAUUAAUUUAUUAGUAUUGAACUAUAAUAAUUGAAAUGUAAUUUAGAAAAUAUAACUUAUAGUUUUUAUGAGAAAGAAAGUGAUAUCAGGAUUUUUUAAGAGAAGGUAAUCACAUUUCAAAAUUUAAACAAUUUCAUACUAUUUUUCCAAACUUAAUCGAAUACAAAUCGCAUAUAAUUAUCCUAAAUUUAAAUAUUUAAUAAUGAUUUGUAAAAUUUUUUGAGUGGCAUCAUAUACUUUAAUUUGAUUAACUAUUCAGAAAUAAAUAUAAAAGAUCUUUUUUGUUUUAACAACAUCAUUAAUUCAUUUGGAUGUAUUUUUGUUGAUUCUAAUAAAUAAUCUAACUCAAUUGUCAAAAUAUGGAAUUCCCUUUUUUUAAAAAAUAAUGGAGGCACUGGUUCAGCAAUACGAGUUCAUAAUACAAUAUUUUUCUUGUCAAACUCGAAAAUAUUAAAUAACACAGCAAAAUAUGAAGGUGGGGGACUUUAUAUAUCACAAGAAAAUCAUCAAAUUAUGUUUAAUCAAACUUUAAUAAUCAAUAAUAAAGCAAAUUAAGCAGGAGGGAUUUUUUUAAAUACCUUUAAUACGCUUAAUUCUAUAAAUUUUUCCAAAUCUAUAGUUUACUUUAAUCAAGCUUCUUUACCACCAAAUAAUAUCCAAGAAUUACCCAAAUUUUUGGAAUUAUAAAUAAAUUUUUUAGAAAUGAAAUCAAUUUAAAUAAAUAUAGACGGUUUCUAAAUUUAAACUUUGCAGAUAAAUCCUUAUAAAGUAAUAGAGUAAGGUAAAUUAAUUAAAACAAAACUAUUAAUGCUUCCAAGCAAUCAAAUAAUUAAAGAUUAUCAAAUUUUUAAUACUCAACUUUAAUCUUUUCGAUAAUAUAUUGAAUAGAUAACAAUUUUAUUUAAAAAUAGUAUGAAUGAAUAACUCAUUAAUUUUAUUAACUCUAUUUGUGAAAUUAAAUAAUAAUUAGGAUAAAAUGAUAAUUUUCAUACAAUCAAGUCAGAUGAAAUAAAAUUUGAUAAUAGUUUAAAUUCUUUUGAUUUAAGCACUAAGUCUUUCUCUUUUGAUCCUUUGAUAUCUGAUAAAUUUGUAGAGUAAAUUUUAAUAGGAUGUAAAGUAGAUAAUUCUACGUAAGAAUUAUAAUAUAGAAUAUAAAUUAAAACAUUUAAAUGUUAAUUAGGAGAAUUUUAUAUUGAACAUAAAUGUUAACUCUGUCAACCCAAAUAAGGUUAUUAUUCUGUUACUUACAAUACUACAAAAUGUUCGAUUUUUGAUAGUAAAAAGUUCGAAUCAAUAACAUCAAAUUAAAUCUAACUUAAAAUUGGUUAUUGGAGGCCAAAUUAUCUUUCUGAUGAUAUAGAAGAUUGCUUUAAAUUCAAAGAAUCUUGCUUUGGAGGUUGGAUGGUUGGUGAUUCUCUAUGCUAUUAAGGUCAUAUUGGAGGAUUAUGUGAAGAAUGUGAUAGAUUCAAUGUUAGGGGGGAUGGAUUGUUUUUUAAAAAUUAAUACAAUUCACUAUGCUAUUUAUGCGGAAAUGAUUCUAAUCAUUUCCAAUUUUUUAUUUUGGCUUCUUUGUGGUAUUUAAACUUAAGUUAUUUAGGGCUAUUUUUUCAACUCUAUUUACAUUGAAUAGUAUUGAUAAAUCAAAUAGGUUAUUUUCAAUUUUGAAAAUUAGGUAAAGGUUUGCAAGGAUAAUUUUUAAAUUAAGUUAAGGUAAAUUAUUUUUUUUUUAUAUAGAUCAUGCAAGUAUUUUAUUAAAAUUGUUUCUCAACUAUAUUUGGAUAUUUUCAGUAAUAUUUUCAUUUAAUAUUAAAUUUUCUUUUUCUUUUAGCUUUAUUGAUCAAACAAGCAAUCCAUCAUUUUUUAUGGCUAAUAGUUUGGAUUGUUAUUUAUCUGAAUUUUAAGAAAUUUAAUUGAUCUAUUUGAGAAUUAUAACUAUGUUUCUAUUAUUGGCCUGUUUGUUUAUUGCUAUCUACAUUGGAUUUAAACUUUAUUCACUGAUAAAACAUAAAAAAUUUCAAACCAGCUUUUUAUCAAUAACAGCACUUUAUAUUUUUGUAUCUAAUUAUCCAGCUUUUAUUAAACAGUAAAAUCAUUAAUUAUAAAAGAUUUUUCUCAUUAUUGGCCAAGAGAUAAAUUUCAUAAAUAGAUUUUAUUUAAGGCGAUGUUUCAUUACAUUAUGGAACAGAAACUCAUAUUAAUUGGAUUAUAAGUUUUAUAAUUCCAGGACUAGCAUUAAUAGGGAUUAUUUUGCCUCUUUCACUUUUAGCAUUAUUGUACUUUAAAAGAGAUCAACUAGAAAAUAUAAAUCUAAGAAAACACAUAUGCUAUUUAUUUAAUGAGUAUGAUAGACUAACUUAUUAUUGGGAAUGGAUCAAACUUGGAGAAAAAACUGUUAUUAUAAUCAUUUUAACUUAUUUUGAAACAGAUAUUUAUUUAAAAUCUUCACUUUUAGGAAUGUGUUUACUAUUUUAUUAAAUUUAUGCUUAGAAACAUAGACCUUAUAUUAUUUAAAAUUUAAAUAAUUUGGAUGUAUAAACUGGAUAAAUUUGUUCAAUAGCAAUUUUUUUGGCAGUAAUAAAAUAUAUUACUGAGUAACAGAAUAAUAUUGUUAUGUCACUAAUUUUAUAAGCAAUUUUAGUCAUAUUUUUUAUUUUAUUAAGUUAUCCUUUUUUAAAAAAUAUUAUCCAGUUUUAUCAUAAGAAAUAUUAUCUUCUAUUCUUAAUUAAUUUAAACAAAUUAAUUAAAUUGAUCAAAAUUUCUUUUCUAACUAAAUGUUUAAAUGUUAAAAUCCAUAAAAUGAAUUAAAAAGAAUAAAAGUUAACAGAAAAUUAUGCAAAAUUGAGAAAUCAUUUAAUUUAUAUAUCUAAAUUUUAGUUAGAAUAGCAAAAGUAUUAAAUAAUUAUUUAAAAAGAUCCUUGACUGCUUUGCUAACAUCUUAAUCAUUAGUUAGGAAUAAAUUGUUUAGUUUUGAUUUUAAUCAUUAAAAAAUUCUAAGAGACGCUAAUAAUUGA
This is a messenger RNA of Paramecium sonneborni, 8680 nucleotides long. The record is from the annotation of a GenBank genome assembly. NCBI's taxonomy places the organism in Eukaryota, Ciliophora, Oligohymenophorea, Peniculida, Parameciidae.